AUGGUUUUGAUCAAAGAGGUUGUCAUUGGAAGCAAUGAGCUCACAAUAACGCAUCUGCAAUUUGCAGAUGAUACAAUACUGUUUUGUGAAGCUAAGUGGUUGGAAGUGGUGACCAUCAAACGAAUUCUUAGGUGUUUUGAAAUCCUCUCGGGGUUGAAAAUAAAUUAUCAUAAGAGCGUGAUUGCCGGUAUUGGAGUGAAGGAAGUAAUGCUGCAAAGUUUUGCCUCUAGACUAAAUUGCGCCCAUCAGAGGUUACCUUUUAAGUAUCUUGGUGUACCUCUAGGAGCUAAUCCUGGAGUAGUGAUUGAUUUUUAUAACAGGAGAGGGGGGAUUCAGGUAUGGAAUCUGGAAUUCAGGAGGCCCCUGUUGGCCUGGGAAGAGGAGGAGGUUUGUAGACUUCAUUCCUUCCUUAUAAAUGCUUCAGAAAUGAGGGCCACCAAACCCGAUGUUUGGAAGUGGAAGGCUGAUCCAUCUGGGGUGGUUUCGGUUGCAUCAGUGUACAAAAGAUAUGAAUUCUUCUUGGGCUCUGUUAGGAAAAUGGCAGUGGUAGUUUGGAACAACUGUGCUCCUCCUAAAGUCAAAUUUUUUGGGUGGUUGGCUUGGCAAGGCAACGUGAAAACCUCUAGUUUCCUGCAGAGAAUUGGGAUUUUAGAUGCAUCUGCCAUUGUGGGCUGUGUUUUCUGUGAAAACGAGGUGGAAUCUGUCAACCAUAUAUUACUCUUUUGUCCAUUUGUUUGGCUGUUGUGGUCUCAUAUUAUGAAAUGGUGGGUUUCUCAGUGGGCUAUGCCAAACACAAUGGAAGGGCUGCUAUAA
Molecule: messenger RNA, 813 nt
Organism: Camellia sinensis
Lineage: Eukaryota; Viridiplantae; Streptophyta; Magnoliopsida; Ericales; Theaceae
Source: RefSeq, a predicted model, not a curated record